Rotaria sordida is the source of this 5103-nucleotide messenger RNA. The record is from the annotation of a GenBank genome assembly. Lineage: Eukaryota; Metazoa; Rotifera; Eurotatoria; Philodinida; Philodinidae.
AUGUCCUUGGAACAAUCUUCAUUCUAUCAUAAUGGUUCCGGUGGAGCUUCAUACGGAUAUGAUCUUGCAUAUGGUGGAGGUUUACAAGAUGAUGCAUUUGGAGGUUAUUCAGGUUAUGAAACAGCAUCUACAGCAGAAUAUGGAGCUGGAGUUGGUGGUGUUGUUCUAGGUGGUAGUGGAGGUAUUAGUGGUGGAUAUUAUUCAUCAUCCAUUAAUGGUCUUGGUUUGCAAGACGCUUCCGCUGUAUUACUAGCCAGUGGUAUUGGUAAUAGUGGAUAUUACUCAUCAUCCGUUGGUGGUAAUUAUGGUUUAGGGGGUUUCGGACACCAAGCAGCUUCCUUAGCAACGCAUUAUGCAACGGAUGCUCAAGGUCUAUAUCAAGAUCCUAAUCCUCACAUUAUUCGUCGACCAGCUCCAGGUGGUGCACAAACAUAUACUCAACGAGUUUCAGUUAGAUUUUUACAACCACCACCAGUUCCUCCACCAGGUCCUCUUAUUAUUAAAGAAGUUCGUCCAAUUCAACCACCACCACCACCACCACUUUAUAUUCGACAACGUCCACCACCUCCACCUGUAUUACCACCCGUUGUUAUUCGUGAAGCUCCACCUAGACUACCACCACCAGUAGCCACACAAGUGAUUACUAGGAUGCUUCCACCAAUACCUGUACCACCUCGUUCGGUUAUUAUCGAACGUUUACCACCUCUUCCACCUAAACCACGUGAUAUUAUCGUCGAGCGUUGGUUGCCAUAUCGAGUUCAACAUAAACGUCGUGUGAUUCUCCAACGAGCUCCACCUCCAAUAAUUCCCAAACCACGUAAUAUUAUUAUUUAUUAUGAACCACCUAGAGCUCAGGUUGUUCGUCGAUUUGUAAAUAUGGGUGUUGCAUGUGUUAAUCCAGCUGAAUACGUUGCACGUUAUGGAACUCAAUUGGAAGAUGCUCACUCACUUAUUUCACAUGCUCGACAAGCUGGUGUUGUUGAAGAUAUUUCACCACCUGCUGGUGCAAUACAUGGCUUGCAAUCAGCUAAUUACGGAAGUUAUCAAUUAGGUGGUGCUGGCUAUGGUAUCAGUGGCGGUCUUUCGACAGUAGGAGGUGGUGGCUACAGUUUAGGUAGUGGCUAUGGUCUAGGCGGUGUUGGUGGCUAUAGUCUAGGUGGUGCUGGUGGCUAUAAUCUAGGCGGUGCUGGUGGCUAUAGUCUAGGCGGUGCUGGUGGCUAUAGUCUAGGCGGUGCUGGUGGCUACAGUAGCGGUUUUGAAUCAUCAGCUGGUGAUUCGGGAUAUUGGGGUUAUUCAACUGGUCUUGGUAGCGAUAGUGGCUAUGAAGCAUAUUCAUCUGAACAAAUAUAUGAACUUUUAAAAAAAGCUGAUCAAAUAAGUCAAUUACAUUCACAUAAUAAUUCUCAAGAAAAGAUCGAUAUUUAUCAUGAAGUAGCACAAGCAUGUCAAUCUAUUGGUAAUUAUGAUGAAGCAAUAAAAUAUUAUAAUCUUGAAUUAUAUGAAUCACAAUUAGCUGAUUUACAUGAUGAUAUUCUUUAUUGUUAUCGAUUUUUAGGUGAAUGUUAUUUAUAUAAAAAUGAAUUUUAUACAAGUGAAAGAUAUUAUUUAAAUUUUUUAUCAUUAGCAAAACAAUAUAAUAAUAAUGAACGUAUUGAACAAGCAUAUACAUGUUUAGCAAAUAUAUAUUGGAUAUGGUUAAGUUAUUUACAAGAUGAUAUACUUUAUGAUUGUGAAUAUGAUCAAUUUCCACGUGAUUUAUGUAAACGAAGUUUUGAUGCAGCAAAAAAUAGUUUAUUAAUUAUUAAAAAACUUGAUGAUAAAUUAGAAAUUGAUAUAAAAGAAAAACGUUUUAAUAAAAUAAAAGAUAUUGAACAAAGACAACAAGAUUUAGCAUUAAAACGUGUUAGAAGUUAUAUUAACAUUGCAAAUGUUAUGAGUGAAAAAUAUCUAAACGAUGGUAAAGAUAAUGCAAAUCUUCAAGCUUUUAGUCAAUAUAUAAAAAAUGCUAAUGAACUUUCGAAAAAGUAUAAUUUUUAUGAAGAAUUAGCACGUCUUCAUUCAUCUGUAUCAGGCUUUUAUCUUUGCUUACCAAAUUAUUUACAGUAUAAACAAGAAAUCAUUGCUACUAUGAAACAAGCGAUACAUUAUGUUCAAUUAACAAAAAAUACCAAUGAAUAUUUAUCAUGUUUAUAUGAUAUAGCUCAAACAUUUAUUUCAUUUGAUGAAUAUGAAGAAGCAAAAAUUUAUCUUAUGAAAAUUUAUCAUUAUAAAAAAAUUGAUGAUUUAUUAAAAGAAAAAGUAUUUCAAGAUAUAACUAAUAUUCAACAUAUUCUUACAGGUCUUGAAAAUGAUUAUGAAAACGAAAUUAAUUUAAGAAAAAAAAUCUAUUUAGCAGAAAAAUGUGCUGAUAUAUUUUCUCAUUUUAAUCGAUAUGAACAAAGUAAAAAUUAUUAUCUUAAACAAUUAAAACAUGCUCAAGAAUUAAAUUUAGAUGAAAAUCAUAUGGCAACUAUUUAUUCAUCACUUGGUUGUAUUUAUCAAGAUUUAAAAGAAUGGCAAUUAAGUAUUGAUUAUUUUCGACGUGAAAUGAGUUGUCGUAUUGGUUUAGAUAUUCAUGCUGAUAUUGAACAAGGUUAUUCACUUUGUGAAAUAAUUAAAUGUGAAUAUCGUCUUAAAAUUGAUCUUAAUUCACGAAUAAGAACAUUUCAACGAGUAUUAACUAUUGCUCGAUCGACAAAUGAUAGAAAUUUAAUUAGAAUGGCAGUUGCACUUGUAUUUGCUAUGAAAUUACGUAAUUCACAUAUAUAUUUAAAUAAUGAUUUAGAAGAAUUUAUAGCAAAUAUUCAACCACCUAUAACAGAAGAAAAUUAUAGUGAAAUUUUACGAUGUUCGGAAUGUUAUUUUAAUGAAAUUACAAAUUUAAUAGAAUCACAUGAAAAUCUAACAGACAAUGAUGAUGAUAAUGAUGAAGAAAAUCAUGAAAUCAUACAAAAUAGAAAAGAUUUAAUGAAGAUAAAUUCUUCUCAUGAAAAUCGUUUAAAUUUAGCAUGUAAAGAAAAAAAUGGUUUAGAAAAAAUCAAACAAUAUAUUAUUGAAGGAGACAAUAUUAAUAUUCUUGAUUGUCAUGGUUGGACACCAUUACAUAAUGCUGCUUAUUAUGGACAUAUUGAUAUUGUUCGAUAUCUUCUUGAUCAUAAAGCAAAUAUUAAUGCACGAACAAAUAAUGGCAUAACUGCUCUUAUUAAUGCAUGUUAUAAUAAAUAUUUCGAUAUCAUUGAAAUAUUAUUGAUAUACGGUGCACAAAUUGAUAUUCGUACAAAUAAUGGUUAUACAGCUAUUGAUUAUUUGAUUGAUUAUAAUAAAAAUAUAUCAUUAGAUGAUCAUCGAAAAUUGAAUUGUUUUAAAGAACAACUUUUAGCUACUAUACGAAAAAAUGAACCAAUUUAUUGUAUACAACAAAUUAUUCGAAAUGAUUUUGAUAACAAACAAACAUUAGAUAAAGAAAAAAAUUCUCAAUCUUAUUAUAAAACUAUUCAAACAAAUCGUAAUAUGAUAACAAAUCAACGAGUAUGUUUAAUAAAGAAAAGAAAGAAAUUUUUCAUUGAUACAUAUGAAAAUAAUUCAAUUGCUAAUGAUUCUGAAUGUAUUGAAACAAUAUCAAGAAUACAAAAAGAACAUUUACAUUCACCAUUAUAUACACCUGAACAAAAACGACAAUGCACAAUGACGAAUAAUCAAUCACUAUUAUCAAAUGAUAUUGAAAUAUUUAAUACUGAUAAUUUUGAUUUUAUGAUAUCAUUUCAAAAAAAUUCACCUAUUUCAUCAUUUCAAACAAUAACACCAAAAUCAACAAUAAGAUCACGACAAGCAUCAACAACAUCAUCAAUUAAUACAACAAUUCUUCUUUCACCUUCUAUUUUACAUGAUACAAAUACAAGAAUUAUUCGAUGUUUAGCUAAUACAAGUGAUCGAACAAUUCAAGAUAAAAGACUUCGAAUACCAAUAUCAUCAUCAGAUACUAUAACUAAUCUUCGUUAUCAAAUACUUAAACGUUUAUAUGAUAAUUUUAAUAUAUAUGCAUGUUUUGUUACACUUUACGAUAGACAAGAUUGGGAAUUAGGUAUAUUCGAAAGUGAUACUAUUCAAUUGACUAUACCGGCUGAUGAAUCUGAUAUUAAAGCAAUUUAUAUUGAAAAAAAUCCAAUUAUUGUUUAUGAAGAAAUUUGUAAAGAAAAGUGUUUAGUUGUUUAUUCAAAUAUUCGAUCUAUAUUAAAAAUAUUUUUUGAUAAAUUUGAAUUAUCACUUCAACGAUUAAGUUUAAAAUUAGAACAAGCUAUUAGUAUAUUAAAAGUAUUCGAAAAUUUUAUGUUUAUUUAUUCAAUUGAUUUAUCAGAGAAUAAUCUAACUGAUGAAAUAUUUGAUCAAUUAAGCAAAUUAACAUUAGAUCAACUUAAAUCAUUAAAUUUAUCAAAAAAUAAAUUUACAUCAAAUGGUAUUGGAAAAUUAUUUGAAGAAAAAACUAUGGCACUAUUUAAAAUGGCUGAUUUAAAUACAGUAGUUGAAGAUGUUCCUGCUGAAGCUUUCGGUUCAGAAAAACGUAGUUCAAAACCACGUGUUUCUGUACCUCGUAAUCCAAACUUACCCGGCACUAGUGGUUUUGGUGCAAAUGCUGCAGCUGCACGAGCUCGUCGUCAAUCAUCUCGUACUUCAAUUCCUCGUGCUGGAUUUGAUCGUCGACUUAUUCGAUAUGAAAAUACAUAUCGAAUGGAACCUGAUGAUGAUCAUAAAGUUGAUAUAGCUCGAUUACGUCGUGUUGCAACAAGUGUUAUUGAAACAGCUAUAUCUGGUUAUAAAUAUGAUCCAAAUCAAGGAAAACAAUUUUCUUUAGCCUUAGCUGAACGUAUACGUGGUCAAAUAAAACAAUUACCAUUUCAACGUUAUAAACUUGUUGUACAAGUAACUAUUGGAGAAAAGAAAGGUCAAGAUUUACGUGUAGCUAGUCGAUGUAUAUGGGAUGUAAAAUGGGACCGUCAUUUAACAAUUUCAAAAGAAACUUCAGAUGCUUAUGUAACUGUAACAAUUUUUCUUGUUUAUACAGACUAA